Molecule: messenger RNA, 408 nt
Organism: Diaporthe batatas
Lineage: Eukaryota; Fungi; Ascomycota; Sordariomycetes; Diaporthales; Diaporthaceae
Exons: 2
Coding region: 1-408 (135 amino acids)
Source: RefSeq, a predicted model, not a curated record
AUGCGGCACCCAAGGCUUCCCAUCAUGAGAGGGGAGGAGGGAGUGAGCCCAUAUGUAUGCCUUGGUGAGCUCAUAUCAAAGCCAAGUCCUCUGGAUCGGGGGAUCAGCGCCGAGGCGAGUCAAUCGAAUGCGAUCCCAGUUCGCCAUCAGGGAAGACGAGACGAAGACAGGGCCCAGGCAACCAGGGCAGAGGGAGGAGGGAGCAGGGCAGCGAUCACGACGGGACCAGGAAACAGGCCCCUGGCGGGACUGGCCAAUCUGUUUGUUUCGAGCAUGACCUCUGCUGUCAUGGGUGGAGCAGGACCAGACUGCCAGAGAGAGGGCGUGAGGAGGGCGAGGGCCCAAGAAGAAAGCUCGAGGCGCCGCUUAAAGUUGCUCACCACCACCAGCGGCGAGCCCGCAGCAUGA